CCGCGUGGUGGCUGCUGCUCCCGCUGCGGCCGCCGCCGUCGUCGUCGUUGCCUCGCUCCUUGCGUUGGGCGGCGGCGCACCGCACCUCCGGCGCCGCGCGAUCGGAUCCCCGGGGCGGACGUUGCCCCCCCCCCCACCACCACCACGAAACCUCCCCUUCCCAGCGGAUAGUACCCAUUUGGGCAGAUGGCAAAGAAGAAGAACCCAAUUGUCUUUAUGGAUGUAGCUAUAGGUGAUGAGCCUGAUGAAAGAAUGAUUUUUGAGUUGUUCGCAGAUGUUGCUCCUCGGACAGCCGAGAACUUCAGAGCACUGUGCACAGGUGAGAUGGGAAUUGGACAAACAACUAAGAAGCCACUAUAUUACAAGGGGUCACUCUUCCACCGUGUAAUCAAGGGGUUUAUGGCACAAGGCGGCGACUUCUCAAAUGGCGAUGGAUCUGGUGGAGAAAGUAUAUAUGGUGGAACAUUUGAAGAUGAAAAUUUUGAUCUACGCCAUGAUGACCGUGGUCUCCUGUCAAUGGCAAAUGCUGGCCCUAACGCCAAUGGCUCACAGUUCUUCAUAACUUUCAAACAUAAUUCUCGUCUUGACAGGAAGAGCACUGUUUUUGGCAAACUUAUUCUUGGAAAUGAUGUGCUGAAGAGAAUCGAAUAUGUUGAUGUGCAUGGUGCUGGCGCCACACCUGUUGUUCCAGUAAGAAUAGUGGACUGUGGAGAGCUCGUUGACGGUAGGCAUCAUGGGUCCGUCAUUAUUGACAACGAUAAAAAGAGAGCUGUGAAGUCAAAGUUAUCCAAGGAUGUAUCUUCUGAUGUGGAAAAUAAUGAAGGAAAACACAAGAGACACCACAAAAAAUCUUCAAGGAGGAGAAGGAAGAAGAAGAGAUAUUCUUCUUCAGAAUCAGAAAGCUCAUCUGAGUCUGAGUCUGAGCUGUCAGACUCUGAGAGUGAGUCUGAUACUUGCUCCAGUGACUCAUCUGAUCUCAGCAGCUCAAGUGAUGAUAGGCGGAGACGCAGAAAGAGACGCUCCAAGAAGGACAAACACAAGCGUGGGAAAAGAAAGCGUGAUCGUCGCCGUGAGAGAAAGCAUAGAAAGCGUGACAGGAAAUCAAAGCAAAAGUCAAAAAGAGUGGUAGAGAGUGACAGUGAAACUGGAAGUGCGAGUGACAGCAGCUUGGAGGAUGAUAGAAGUAAGCAGCACCACCGUGGACGGAGAUCUAAGGCCUCAUCCCAAGUUUCAGGUGAAAAUCACACGGCAAUAGCUGCUUUGAAAGAUGCCACUUCAUCUCAACACAAGAGUGCGACACCAAGGAGUCUACCUCAAGAAGACAAAUCUCCUCAGGAGAAUGGAGAUACCCGCACAAACGGUGUUACUGAAUCGAAAACUGAAAGGAAUGCCGAUAUUGCUCUGACCUGCAAUCGAAGCAAAUCUAGGAGCCAGAGCAUGAGUGGUAACCACUCAAAGAGUAUGAGCAUCAGUCCAAGGAGAAGCCCAGUAAAAAGGUCAGCCAUCAGCCCGAAGAUACCAUCAGUAAGCAUGAGUCCUGUUGUCCAAAGCCAUGGCAGAAGUCCUGUCCGUGCUCCUGAAAGAAGGGAAAGCAGGAGCCCACCCCAAGAGAAGAGCAUCAGCAUGAGCCCUCGUAGAAGAAGUGCUAGAAGAAGUGAAAGCAGGAGCCCACUUCGGGAGAAGAGCAUCAGUAUGAGCCCUCCUAGAAGAAGCAUGAGCAAGAGCCCCCCUCGAAGUGCAAGCAGAAGCCCAGUUGCCCACAGGAGCAGGAGUCCUGUUAAAGUUCGAACAAGAAGCAUCAGCAGGAGCUCUGCUAGGUCCUUGCAGCGGAGAAGUCGAAGUAGGAGCCUGGAAAGAUCCCCUGUUCGAAAAAGUGCCAGCCGAAGCCCCCCAACUAUGGACAAGGGAAGAAGCACGAGCCGAACCUCUGGAAGAUUCCCAUUGCGAAGAAGUGUUAGCCGGAGCCCAGAUAGGCCUUAUAGGAGGAUUGCAAGCAGAAGUCCUCGAAAGCGUGCUGGGAGAAGCAUCAGCAGAAGCCCAGUGAGACAAUCUAAAAGGAGUAUCAGCCCUGUAAAAGGUGGUCGAUCUCGUCGGAGUGUCAGCAAAAGUGGUAGCCCACCCCGCAGGGCAAUAUCGCCUGCGCAAAAUCAUGGUAGGAGCCCGUCGAGGAGUGACUCUCCUGAUGGGUCAAAGCGCGUAAGAAGGGGACGGGGUUUUACUCAUCGUUACUCAUUUGCAAGACAAUACCGCUCACCUUCUCCUGAUCAUUCUUACCGUUAUGGUGGAAGAGGUGAUCGUGACAGACACAUGGGUUAUCGAGGCUCCCGUCAGCGAUCGCCUCCUAGACGCUAUAGAAGCAGCCCACUCAGAGGAAGAGCAUCACCAAGGCAUAGCAGGUACAGGAGGAGGAGCCGAAGCCUGACAAGGAGUCCCGUUUAUCGAGACCGAGGAAGGGGAGGCGGACGCAGCAGGAGUCCUGUACGCAGCCGCACUCCUGCUGGUGGAAAACUAAGGUCACAUGGGGAUCGCUCGCGUUCAAUGUCGAUGAGCAGAAGCCUGUCUGGAUCAAGAUCGAGGUCUCCACCACCAGUACACAAUCGCUCCCCACUUGCUUCCCCGUCUCCCAAGCGAGCGAGUCAUGAUAAGUCCCGGUCACCCUCUGCUAGCUCUGAAGGGAAGAAGGGUUUGGUUUCCUAUGGAGAUGUCUCCCCUGAUUCUGCUGGGAAGUAGGAAUUCGUCAAAUGCAUACACGAGCUUUCGCCGCUGCUCAAUCCAUCUGCAUUGCGGCAUUGGGUUUUGAUCUGGUGCGGUUAGACAAAGCCAUUUUGAGGUGCUCCAGAUGCUUGCUGUUUUCGUCAUCGUAGAGAUUCUAUGUAUUUUUCUGGAUGGUGGUGAAUUUGGUUGAAUCUUUGUCUAGACGAUCAUAAGCGGAGGUUAGCGAACGAGGUUUUUAAACUUGCAGCACGGUUUUUCUGGCUGUAAUUCUUGUGCGCCGUGGUAGUUAAUGAGUUAAACCUAUUGAAGUA
Oryza brachyantha (malo sina) is the source of this 3026-nucleotide messenger RNA. Its product is annotated as peptidyl-prolyl cis-trans isomerase CYP95. Gene Ontology annotation, molecular function: peptidyl-prolyl cis-trans isomerase activity. The coding region runs from base 187 to 2730 and encodes 847 amino acids. Lineage: Eukaryota; Viridiplantae; Streptophyta; Magnoliopsida; Poales; Poaceae. The transcript has 14 exons. Gene Ontology annotation, biological process: protein folding; protein peptidyl-prolyl isomerization. The record is from RefSeq and is a predicted model, not a curated record.